Messenger RNA from Oppiella nova, 708 nucleotides. NCBI's taxonomy places the organism in Eukaryota, Metazoa, Arthropoda, Arachnida, Sarcoptiformes, Oppiidae. The record is from the annotation of a GenBank genome assembly.
AUGAUCCUGAGACUGUGGCAUGUCGGUGUCUACUGUAAUAUUACUACAGAACGACCGGUGCGUCAGGAUUUACUGGACAGAGGCAACCAACUUGUCGUAAACGCGCAGACAUUUGCUCAACAGUUAUAUGAGAAAGGCAAAACCGACCAGUCCAGUGAUGUCAGCCUUAAAAGUACAGCCGCUGUAUAUUGUAAUGCCGUACGGGAUGACCCGGUUCGUCAGGACUUACUCGAUAUAAGCAAACUAAUGGUCGAAGGGGGCAAAGCAUUUGCCGAGGAGUUAAAGGAGAAAGGUCAAACUGCGGCAUCGACCGACGUGAGUGUGAAAUGUGACCAGGUCAGUCUGGAUCGGGACAGUGUUGCCAACUCUAAAAAUGUCCACCCUGAAGAUUUACAUAAAUUCAACCCCAAUAUCCUGGAGAAUCCUGGAGGAAUACUCUUUAUCGGUGUGUACUGUAAUACCACUACGAGUCCGGUACGUCAGGAUUUAAUUGAUGAUGGUAGUCGCCUGGUUGAGAAAGCAAAACUAUUUGCGCUACACCUAAAUGACCAAGGCAAACCAGACGAGUCUACUAUUGUCAGGUUGGCGGCUGAUCAGGUGACACUGGAUGUGGACAGCUGCUACAACAUUGUCCUAGAAAGCAAUAGGUACCAGGUGGACAAGGUAUUUCAGCAGGUACUGAACAACGUACCAACGAUUAAAAUAUAA